AUGGCCAAGCAGCUGCGGGUCUACCAAGUCUGGAGAGGCAACAACAUAAUCUGGUGUGGUGGGAGACUGAUCUUUGGACCAGAUGCCAAGGCUACUCUGCUAUCUUUCUCGCUGAUCGUGGCCCCCGUUGUUGUCUUCUGCAUCUUUGUGGGCAAAAAUCUCAUACACAUCUUUCCUGCAUAUAACGCAGGGUAUGCAAUUCUGGUUGUCACCGUAGCCCUGACAAUUCAUGUACUGUUACUGCUCUUCUUGACCUCAUCUCAAGAUCCAGGUAUUGUACCAAGGAAUUCAAAUCCACCUGUGGAGGAGUUUUCUCAUGAUUCUUCAGCCCCUCAUACUCUCCAGUUCCCUCGGAUAAAAGCGAUCAUGGUCAAUGGUGUGCCCGUGAGAGUAAAAUAUUGUGAAACUUGCAUGCUAUAUCGGCCUCCUCGUUGCUCCCACUGUUCCAAAUGUGAUAAUUGUGUCGAGCGAUUUGAUCACCACUGCCCUUGGGUUGGUCAAUGUAUUGGACAGCGCAAUUACCGCUACUUCUUCUGGUUUGUUUGUUCGGCAGCAAUCCUGUGUUUCUAUGUGUUUACAAUGUCUGCAUUGUACAUCAGUCUACUCAUGAAGGAUCACCGUUCAGUGGUGGAGGCAAUUAAAGCAUCUCCAGCAUCAGUGGCAGUCAUGGGAUACUGUUUCAUUUGUUUCUGGUUUGUUGGUGGUCUCACCGGAUUCCACUCUUACCUCAUUGCAACAAAUAAGACAACAUAUGAGAACAUCAAGUACAAGUACAGCAACCAACCCAAUGCGUUCGACCGUGGUUGCAUACACAAUUGCUUCGAGGUCCUGUGCACGAAAAGGAAGCCGUCUAGGAUCAACCUGCGAGCCAUCGUUCAAGAGGAACAUGUUGCGUCCCUGCCACGAAUCAGCCGUUCCAGUGUGCCCGAAGAUGAGACGCCCCACCGUCCACGAGCCAAAGUGGAGGAUGACCUUGAGAUGGGCCUCGACAUCCUGAAGACCUCACGGCGCCGGUCAGAUGACCUGAGUGACUUAGAGUUGGGCACUACAAGCAAUGGCGCAAGAUAUCGCAGAAGUGAUUCAGACACUGAGAUCCCAGUUAUGACCAGAACCAUUACUGAGAGCUCCGAUCAAACUAGGGAUCUGGACUUCUAUUCAGUGACCAACGCUGCACAUCCCUCGUCUCCUGAGCAGAGGCAGCUCCCCGAUGAACUCCGCUGA
Messenger RNA from Triticum turgidum subsp. durum (durum wheat), 1221 nucleotides. Lineage: Eukaryota; Viridiplantae; Streptophyta; Magnoliopsida; Poales; Poaceae. The record is from the annotation of a GenBank genome assembly.